Messenger RNA from Corticium candelabrum, 1235 nucleotides. RefSeq names its product CD2 antigen cytoplasmic tail-binding protein 2-like. Bases 9 to 980 code for a protein of 323 amino acids. Gene Ontology annotation, cellular component: U5 snRNP. The transcript has a single exon. Gene Ontology annotation, molecular function: protein binding. The record is from RefSeq and is a predicted model, not a curated record. Lineage: Eukaryota; Metazoa; Porifera; Homoscleromorpha; Homosclerophorida; Plakinidae.
ACCUACGCAUGCGUAGUAGAAUGUCUAGCAGAAAACGCAAACGAGUUGCCUUUGAAGACACCAUCGCGGAGAAAGAUGAUGACAUAGAACGUAACAGUCGCUUCAAAGAAAAACAUUCUUUAGACAGUGAUGAAGACGAGGAAUUGGAAGGUGAUCAUGAACGAGCAGAUCGUCUAGAGGAAGAAGACGUUGAAGGACAGGAAGAGAAAACUAUUGACUUUUCAGAGGGAGGAAUACGCGUAACGCCGUUUAAUCUUGAUGAAGAGAUGGAAGAAGGUCACUUUGAUGCUGACGGGCAUUACAUAGCAGAUAAAGACGCAGGAGCUGUAGAGGAUGGUUGGUUGGAGACAGUUGACUGGAAAGAAGUGCAUGAAAAGGCUACUGAAAGACAACUGGAUACCCUAGGUGGAGAAGAAGACGAAGUUGAGCAAGAGGAAGUUGUUGAUAGGCUGAAUAUAGUGAGAGGUAUUGUUGAGAUGAUGAAACCUGGAGAGACAGUUGCAAAGACAUUGAGACGAUUGGGAGGAUCAGAUAAAGGAAAGGAAGGAAGAGCAAACAAGAGAGGAAAAGCGUAUGAUCUGUUUGCAGAAGAAUUCGAGAAGGACGAAACAAAAGAUCAAAGUGAAUCAAAAGAGCUGAUGUUUCGACUAACAGAACUAGCAGAUCAACUAGUACAGCUUGGUUACGAUGAUAUUUAUGGAGACACGUAUGAAAAAUUGUCGUACCAGCUACGUCAAGAAAAUGACCAAAAGAAUUCAGAGGGAGAGACAGUGAGUGCUAUCAGUAGCUCAGAAGUUCUGUGGCAGUACAAAUGGCAGAAGAAUGACACCGACAUUCAUGGACCGUUUUCCAGCUCUCAGAUGCAAGAGUGGAUGGAGAAAGAGUAUUUUAAGGAUGGCAUUUGGGUAAAGAAGAUUGGUGAUGGAAAUCAGGAAUUUUACAGCUCUAAACGGAUUGACUUUAGUCUCUAUAUUGAUUAAUUAAUUACUAGCAGCUGUGGGCUUUAUAUACUACAAUGUGAUGUGCCAGCUGCAUAAACUGUAACCUAAUCUGGAUGUUAAUGACAGUGACUCAGACAGUGACUGAUAUGUGGACACCACUGUACUGUAGCUAGGAGAUAAUGCAUUUGUUGUAUUGUACUUUUGACUAGGCGAUUGACCUUUUUUGAUCUAUUGAUCGAUAUCUCUUGUUUUAUAAUGAUGGUGAUUGAAUUUUAUGAAUUGUCACGUGUACAA